AUGACUCCACUCAAGAUUAGCACUUACAGAAACAAAACUGCCUCUUCCUGGCUUAUGAAAUUCAGUUUUCUUUGGCUUCUUAGUCACAGUUGUUGCAGAGCCAGUGCUGUCUGGACUGCUUACAUGAACAUCUCGUUUCAUGUUGGGAAUCGGAUGUUGUCAGAGUUGGGGGAAACGGGAGUGUUUGGAAGAAGCUCCACUUUGAAGAGAGUGGCAGGAGUUAUCGUGCCACCUGAUGGAAAAACUCAAAAUGCAUGUAAUCCCAGUACCAGUUUCAGCAGAUUGAAGAACUCAGAGACCUGGCUUGCACUUGUUGAACGAGGUGGUUGUACCUUCACGCAGAAAAUUAAGGUGGCCAUUGAGAAGGGAGCCGGCGGAGUGAUCAUCUACAACUUUCCAGGAACUGGCAAUCAGGUUUUUCCCAUGUCUCAUCAGGCAUUUGAAGACAUCGUUGUGGUGAUGAUUGGUAACCUCAAGGGCGUGGAGAUUUUGCAUUUAAUUCAGAAGGGAGUUCACGUUACAGUCAUAGUUGAGGUGGGGAGGAAACACAUCAUCUGGAUGAAUCAUUAUUUUGUCUCUUUUGUGAUUGUCACAACUGCUACUUUAGCAUAUUUCAUCUUUUAUCGUAUUCGGAGACUUUGGAUAGCAAGGAUUCAGAACCGGAGAUGGCAGCGGUUAACAACUGAUCUCAAGAAAGCCUUUGGCCAGCUGCAGCUUCGGGUUCUGAAAGAGGGGGAUGAGGAAAUCAGUCCAAAUGGAGAUAGCUGCGUAGUUUGCUUUGAACUCUAUAAGCCUAAUGAUACAGUUCGUAUUCUCACUUGUAAACACUUUUUCCACAAGAGUUGCAUUGACCCCUGGAUUCUGGCCCAUGGGACGUGCCCCAUGUGCAAACGUGACAUUCUUAAAGCUUUGGGUAUUCAGGUGGAUGUUGAAGAUGGGACAGAAUCUUUGCAGGUUCUCAUGUCAAGUGAAUUGUCCGAUGCCCUGUCCCCUGAUGAAGAACAGACAGACAGUGAACUUCCUCCUGUGAGAGGAUCUGACGAAGUGACCCCUUUGGAAGCGAGGGAGGUGCCGCUGCCCCCUCAGAAUGACAGCCAGCCUACUUCAGUAGUUGAAGAUGUUCAUCCUUUACCUUGA
Lynx canadensis (Canada lynx) is the source of this 1137-nucleotide messenger RNA. It is a transcript of the gene RNF133, whose product is annotated as ring finger protein 133. The transcript has a single exon. Bases 1 to 1137 code for a protein of 378 amino acids. NCBI's taxonomy places the organism in Eukaryota, Metazoa, Chordata, Mammalia, Carnivora, Felidae. The record is from RefSeq and is a predicted model, not a curated record.